Messenger RNA from Mya arenaria, 4013 nucleotides. Its product is annotated as UNC5C-like protein. The coding region runs from base 155 to 2224 and encodes 689 amino acids. Gene Ontology annotation, cellular component: membrane. The transcript is spliced from 5 exons. NCBI's taxonomy places the organism in Eukaryota, Metazoa, Mollusca, Bivalvia, Myida, Myidae. The record is from RefSeq and is a predicted model, not a curated record. Gene Ontology annotation, biological process: netrin-activated signaling pathway. Gene Ontology annotation, molecular function: protein binding; netrin receptor activity.
CUGAACAUCAACUUUAACGCUGUCUUAUUAAAAUUACAUGUGUUGAAUCGACUUAAACUUCCUGUUUGGCGACUCAACAAUAUUGUAACAUUCGACAAUACGUUGUAUUUGCUAUCACAUUGAAUUUUUUUUGAGUGAGCGGAUUGCGAUCAAAAUGGAAUUACACUGGGUGAUUAUAGGCCCUAUUGUUGGUCUGUUGUUGUUAAUACUGAUCAUCAUUGCAUGUUGUUAUGCAAGGCGUAAAUGUGAGAAACAACGGAAACGACCGGUAGGGAGAGAGGGAGAUGAGGGAGAAGAGGGAGUAGUACCAGUAGAGAGGUCAUUACGGGGAGAUGAGUUGGUUGAAUCUGCUUCGUUUGAAGAUGGUUAUAACAUAUAUAGAAGUGUUCCACAUGAGGAUUCCGAUAACCGAUUUAGAGCAUUCGAAAACAACGAAACAAAGGAAGACGAGAAAGAACCGUAUUUUAUGGGAGAAGUUUAUUGUAAUCUAAGUAUGAAUUAUGUAAUAAACAGUAACACCGGAACAAAGGAAGACGAGAAAGAACCGUAUUUUAUGGCUAUAAAUGAAGAUUAUACUAACGUUGAACUAAACAAUGAGAUAUAUGAUGAAGAUUUUUGUAAUGUAAAUAAAAAUUAUUUAUCAAGUGGAGCAAACAGAAACACCGGAACAAAGCAACCCACUUUAAAGCAUUUGAAAUGCGAUACGAAUGCCUGUAAAAUUUCAUUUUUGUUGUCCAAAACAUCGAUUCUAGGACGGUUUUGUUUUUCAUAUCACCUCAAACAUUUCUUGGAAUAUCUUUCCUUAGACAAUUCAUACCCUGCAGAGACAAUAUUUGCAAGCAACCAAGAUGCGAUCCCAAAUUACUGUUCAAUUUUUCAAAACGAUUUUGCAAACGACACGUUAACAAGCAUAAUAUUGUCAAAUAGUAUUGAACGCAAAUCUGGCUUACAACCCUAUCAAUCAGAAAGUUUGAACAUAUCGUAUUACCCAAAUGGAAUAUUUGUGCAUAAGUUAAUAGGAGGUAUGGGCGGCAGAAUUGCCUUACAAGACAUCAUAUUGCACAUUCCUUCGGAGGCCGUAGAGCAGGACACAUUAAUAACUCUUGGAGUGGUCUGGGAAAAACAGAUGUUUGAUUCCUCAAGGUCUGGCAAUGAAGAUGUUGUUCUUAGUCCAAUAGUCGUCUGUCAGCCAAGCGGGUUACAGCUCAAUCGAUCAUGUACAUUGGAAAUACCUCACUGUGCUUCCCAACCCAACACCUCUUGGAUGAUGGAUGUGAAGACGUGCCAUGGCGAUCUCUUAACAACUUGUUCCUACGAAUGGAACGUAGUUCCAAACUACAGAUUUGCAAUGGGAGACAGAACGGUGGUGAUAGACGUCAACCAUUUUACAUUGUAUACAUGUGUAGGAGUAACAAAAGCACCUUCUCAGGCAGCAAAGCGGAUGCAUCUUGUUAGUUUUCUCGACACAACACAAACAACACAAAACACUGUUAAAGAAAGAGUGUAUUGCUUGAACGAUUACUCGGUUGAUUUAAAGGUCGCAACUGAAAGGGAAAUCUCGUUUGGUGCACGUCCGAAAGUGUCUGACUCCACCCAACUGCUCGUCUACGAUACUGGAAAAGAUGUUGUUGUAGAAGUGGACAACCUCAAUGGCAAAUGGGCAGUUAUAGGCUCGUGCUUUGAGAGAUUACCGUUUGCGCUUGUCUGGGAAGCUUACACGCCUCACUGUACGUUGGUGUUUGAGGGAGCCACACUUCCUGGUAUGAAAUCAGAGAAACUUGUCUGUGAUAUAUUAGCAUAUCAAGAUGGCAACGACAACAAUGUGGGCAAACUAAAAGUUGUUGAAAACGUAUUUCGGGCAUUACCGGAAAGCGCUGUUCUAAUCCAGUCGCAGAGGAAUCAGGUAGCUGAAAUAUUAAAGGAGAUGCUAGACCCAAUAAAUGAAUGCGCAACAAACGCAGGCGACUGGCAAGCGCUAGCCGAGAAAAUGGGAUGCAGUUACGUAAGAAUAAAAUGGCUGGAGACACAGACUGGAAGUCCAACGGCUGUACUGAUUCACCAGUGGUUUGCUGAAGGAAAAACGCUUGGUGAAAUGAUUCAGAAACUUGAGGAAAUCAACAGGCCGGAUGCCGUGAAAGAGUUAAAGAAUCUUGCAACCCAAAAUGAUUGGAAAAUUCAGGAGCUACAUCUGAAUGAAAACAUGGAUGAGUGGGAUGUGCACUAAAUGAAUACUCCUCUACCUUAAUGCGUGAGUCAGAGACGAGCGGACCACAAACGAAAUAAAUAAAGUAAUGUCCGCCUUUGGAGUUAUAAAGACAGACGAAAAUCCGUUUACGAUCAUGAUAUUGGGACUCGUGCAUGGGAAAGUAUAUAAACGUUCAAAGUAUUCACCUAAAAGUUGACAAACAAAGAAACAUUUAUACUAGUUUGAGGGUUAUAUAUAAAUUUAAUGAUUUUAUGAAUCUGUGUAAAUGUCUUUUCAUAUUGGAAUGCAAAUGAACUUGUGCAGUCGUAGUGUGCAUAUUAUGCGAACGUGUGAAUGUGUAUAUAUUUUAUUAAUAAAUAUGUUUUCAUUACAGCUUAUUAAAAAUUAAAACGGUCUCCAAAGAUGCGCUGUGAACUUUGAACGCGUGUUGUUUGAAAAGGUCUAUAUCAACUAGCUGGUUUAAAUAUAAUUUAGGUAUUCUUAUUAUUUUAAGAAACUGCAAACACAGAGAUAAAAUGUAUUGUCCCUUGUAUGUUUCAGUUCCCGGGUUUGUACCUGUAGUUUUCAUCAUUGUAUUGUAAUGCAAAACUAAAAAGACAAACAUCUUGAACAAUAUUGCGCAUAAACGUCGAUUGCUCUUGCAACACAAAACGACUUGGAAAUUCAGGGGCUACUACUAUGUGAAAUCAGGCCAAUGGUUUAGUCAAACCUGAGUAAAAACAUGCAUUUGGUUGAGCCACAUUUAAAUGAAAACAGGCAAGUGGUUGAGGCAAAUCGGAAUAACAAAAGGCAAAUUGUUGAGCCAAAUCUGAACGAAAACAUGAAAGUGGUUGAGUCACAUUUUAAUGAAUAUAUGCAAAUGGUUAAGUCUUAUUUGAAUAAAAACAGGCAAGUGGUAGAGCCAAAUCUGAAUGACUAUGCGAAUGGUUGGGCCACAGUUGAACAAUACCUGAUUGAAAACAAGCAAAUGAUUGAGCCACAUCUGAAUGGAAACAGGCAAGUGGUUGAGUCAAAUCUUAAUGAAUAGAGGCAAGUGAAUGAGCCAAAUCUAAAUGAAAACAGGCAAGAGAUUGAGCCAAAUCUGAAUGAAAACAGGCAAGUGGAUAUGCCAAAUCUAAAUGAAAACAGGCAAGUGGUUGAGCCACUUUUGAAUGGAAACUGGCAAGUGGUUGGGUCAUAUCUGAAUGAAAACCGGCAAGUGGUUGAGCCAAAUCGGAAUGAAAACAGGCAAGUGCCUAAGCCAUAUCUGAAUGAAAACAGGCAAGUGGUUGAGCCAUAUCUGAAUGAAAACAGGCAAGUGGUUGAGCCAUAUCUGAAUAAAACAGGCAAGUGGUUGAACCAAAUCUGACUGAAAACAGGCAAGUGGUUGAGCCAUGCAUGAAUGACAAUGACCCUGUCGAAGAAAGUGAGUCAUAGAUGGGUGGGUCACUUAUGACAACACUGUAGUCAUGACUGCUUUUGGAGUUUAAAGGAAGAUCAAAAAUCCGUCUUGCAGUCAUGAGUUUUGGCUCGUGCAUUGGAAAGCGUAUUUAAAUUCCAUUUAUCUUAUCUGACAGUCAAAAAACAAGGAAACAUUUAAUUUCGUAAGGAUAUCUGAAAAUUCUGUCUUAUAUUUUGGUAUUGGCAGUUUUAAAAUGAUCAUGUACUUUCGUUUUAUGCGCAUGCAAUCGUGUGAAUGUGUACAUAUGUAUUCAAUAAAUAUAUAGACUUUCCUCUAUAAAUUAGUUAACCAUAUGUAUAGUGUUUUACGUCUUCUUAGCAUAAUUAGUGUAUAAAGAAUUUAAGAUUUUCUUUAAGAAAAAAAUAA